UGCUCGUACGCAAUCUCUGGAUAGGUGGUUGCCAUGGAUUCCUGGGUCACAUGCGUGGGUUUCCUAGCCAGAAGCAGCAGAAGAUGUUCGGACCAAAAAUCCAGAGCCAUUUUCAUUCAAGAAAAAGAGAGGAUCCGCUGUGGAGGGCUUGCUGAGCGGGUGGUCUGACUACACACCCGUCUGCUGAUUUCGGCAUCUUUAAAAAAAAAAAAGCCAACCAAAAAACACGACGGGAAGAAAACCUGAUCUGGGUGCUUUUGAAUCACUGAAAUUCGCAGCAAACCGGUUUUGUCCACAUCCAUAGACUGAUAACAGGAAUGAGUAUAGAAAUUCCUGAAGGACUGACGGAGCUGUUACAGAGCUUUACCGUGGAAGUGUUGAGGAAUCAGCCCAGGGACUUGCUCGAGUUUGCGCUACAGUAUUUCACCCAGCUUAAGGAGAACGAGACCAAAGAGGCCUCAUUUGGCAAUGACCAAAAUUCGGCCCCGAGACUUGGGAAAGCGGUCAAUUUCAUUGACGAAGCCAUGCAGAUCGAUUCGGAAAACGGAGAGGAGGACGACGACGAUGACGAGGAAUUCAUAGCCCCUGUGAUAAACAGAUUCAUCCGAAGAGCAUCAGUGUGUGCUGAAGCAUUCAAUCCUGAUGAAGAUGAUGAGGAUAAAGAGCCAAGGGUCACUCACCCCAAAACUGACGAGCAGAGACAGAGACUACAGGAAGCAUGUAGGGACAUUCUUCUGUUCAAGAAUUUGGAUCCAGAAGAGAUGUCUCAGGUGCUGGAUGCCAUGUUCGAGAAGUUCUGCACGGAAGGGGAACAUAUCAUUGAUCAAGAUGAUGACGGGGACAACUUCUACGUUAUCGAAAGUGGCACGUUUAACAUUUUCGUGAAGGUUGAUGGCACGGAAAAGUUGGUGGGCUGCUAUGACAACCGAGGCAGCUUUGGAGAACUGGCGCUGAUGUACAACACCCCCAGGGCGGCCACAAUAAUCGCCACUUCACCUGGAGCCCUUUGGUGCCUAGAUCGUCUGACAUUCAGGAGGAUCAUAGUGAAAAACAAUGCCAAGAAGAGGAAGCUGUAUGAGGCAUUCAUUGAAACUCUACCCCUGCUUACAUCUUUAGAGGUGUCAGAGAGAAUGAAGGUAGUUGACGUGCUAUCCACCAGGGUGUACAGCGACUCGCAGCAGAUCAUUGCUCAGGGUGAUUUAGCGGAUUGCUUCUACAUUGUCGAAUCUGGCCAGGUUAGAAUCACUAUGAAGAGAAGUCGGACAAAAACAGACCAAGAAGAAGAGGAGGUGGACAUCGCUACAUGCUCCAGGGGCCAGUAUUUUGGGGAGCUUGCUCUCGUCACAAACAAACCCAGAGCUGCAUCUGCCUAUGCUGUGGGGAGUGUCAAAUGCUUGGUCAUGGAUGUUCAAGCCUUUGAGAGAUUGCUAGGCCCAUGCAUGGACAUCAUGAAGAGAAACAUUGCUAACUAUGAGGAGCAGCUGGUGACCCUGUUUGGAAGUAGCCCUGAAAUUGAGCAACAGACUGCAUGAAGCGACUGCAGUGGACUGUAAAUGGGUGGAUGGAAAAAGGCUUGUAACCACUUAAACAGAUUUUCUUACAAGAAAUGUGAAUAUCCACCUACAUAAACCAUUUGAGCGUCAGAUAUAUAAAACACACGUUGUCGGAAGGUUAUGGCUGAAAAGUAAAGCCAAAGCAGAGUUGCUUAAAGCUUGUUUAAAUUACAUUUUCCACAACACUCACCUUACAAAAAAAAAAAAAAAAUGUAAGUGUGCAUUUUACUUGUCGGUGUUGGGUGCAUUACUUGUUUGUAAUUUGAGCAUUUUUUUUUUAACUUUCACAUUUUCUCCACAGUGUUAUAGCCACACGUACAACAUUAUAUAUAUCGUUUGUAAAUUUCUAAACAUUGCGUGUCAAAGUCAAAAGCCAAAGCUGAUUUCUUACUGGAUAAGUGCGAGCAAACGUCACAUGUACAAAAGGGCCCAAACCUGAGAAAGGGUAAACGGUUUGUAAAGGAUAAAAUCUUUGACAUUUUGAUUAUGAAAAAACAAAAAAACUUGGCAGUAUCCUAAAAUUUCUACAAAAAUACAUUCCUGUUUAGCAUAAGAUGGAGUCCCUGGAAUACAUGCUCAUAAACCACGUAUCACUGUUGCUAAGUGUUUGUGGCAGUUAGCUGAGUACUAUGCUCUUUCUUUUUUCAAAAAAGCAAAGUUCAGAGAAAUAGCUGAUAGUUUUGUAACAACACACAACACAUUGCUGUAUAAUUUUAAAACGGAGUAUUUACUGUUAUUAUAAUAGGCCCACUUUAAACUUCAUAAGUUGCCCAACAAGACAGUAGUCAUUACAGGCAACAUCUUAAGGCAACUCAUUUUUCUGUGUUUCAAUGUAAAAUUUAGGUAAUACUGUUUUUGCAUAGGUGAAACAUACAUUAUUAUGACAUCCAUAUUUGCUGUCUACCUCUGCCAACAACUUCUACAGUUUUACGCUCAACAGGAAUCUAAAGUGGGUCCUCUCUCUUACUACUUCUCUCUUUUUAAAGUAACUGAGGUCUUCUGUAUUUUGUCUGCAGCUUACAUGGUUUAACUGGUUAAACAUGCAGAUUUUAUCCCCCACCCUUCCCCGUAGGACUGGUCAUUUUUGAAGGCAUACCCACAAUACUGGCUAAAAGUACUGUAUGUUUCACUUUUCAUGUCA
This is a messenger RNA of Maylandia zebra (zebra mbuna), 2694 nucleotides long. It is a transcript of the gene prkar2b, whose product is annotated as protein kinase cAMP-dependent type II regulatory subunit beta. Lineage: Eukaryota; Metazoa; Chordata; Actinopteri; Cichliformes; Cichlidae. Gene Ontology annotation, biological process: negative regulation of cAMP-dependent protein kinase activity. Gene Ontology annotation, molecular function: cAMP binding; cAMP-dependent protein kinase inhibitor activity; protein kinase A catalytic subunit binding. The record is from RefSeq and is a predicted model, not a curated record. Gene Ontology annotation, cellular component: cytosol; cAMP-dependent protein kinase complex.